Molecule: messenger RNA, 201 nt
Organism: Melampsora larici-populina 98AG31
Lineage: Eukaryota; Fungi; Basidiomycota; Pucciniomycetes; Pucciniales; Melampsoraceae
Exons: 1
Biological process (GO): actin filament organization; vesicle transport along actin filament
Cellular component (GO): actin cytoskeleton; cytoplasm; vesicle
Molecular function (GO): actin filament binding; ATP binding; microfilament motor activity
Source: RefSeq, a predicted model, not a curated record
GCACUCCCAGGAAAGAAGGGCUCAAAACUCGUUCAACAGAUCCCGGCUGCUCAAUUCAUUCUAGAUAGUUUUGGAAACACUUUCACUUCAGAUAACUCUAAUGCAUCCCGCUUUGGUCAAUACACCGAGCUACAAUUCGCCAAGAACGGUAAACUCUGUGGUCUCAAAACCUUGGAAUACUAUCUCAAACGUCAAAGGGUU